CUUGAGUCAACUCCAGCGUAUGCAUGACCAGAUUGUUUAAUACACGUAUCUAAAUACGCUUUGCCAGGGCUAUGGUAAAAAAUAUCCCAAUCCGACAUUUAGUAACACUCUUUUGAGACCUACAGUGGGUACCAGGUCGGGUCAGGUCGGGUCGGGUAAUAGGGGAGUGGGUAAGCGGGUAGUAAAUUUGGACUCGUAAUAGUUCCUAAUAUGAAACGCAUUCCACAUUCAAUCACGUAAUUCAUGUAAAUUCAAGAAAAUUUACAAAUUUUAUGUUUGUUUUGAUCUUAACCUCCGUAUGUUUAAAAAUGCCAGGAUAGUUUUAUAUAUUAAUGCAUAUUUUUUAUCAGGAAUAAAUGUGAGAAAUAUUGGUUCAUUCAUCCCAUGUUUAAUGAAGCCUCGACUGUUUGAAAGCACACAAACACACCCUUUUUACAGCGCCUUAUGCUAAAGUUAAUCCAGCAGGCAGGGGUAAGAAGUGUGAAAGCAAUACAGCAGGAUAUAGGUUAAAUAAAAGUAUGAGUCAAAAUAUGUUUCCUUAAAAAAACAUUCCAACAAAGAAAUGUUGUAGCAGAUGAUAUCUUCUUUUCCCGGACAAUAUCACACAUAUUUGUAAAAAAUUUCAGGGACAAUUUUUUGUUGUUGAUAAAAACACAUUAUGUACAUCCGAUUGGUAGGUAGGUACGAAGUUUCUGAAGCUUCUUUUUAACAGACUUCAAUUCUUAAAAUGUUUCCUGAAUUCAAGGCAUGUCUAUAUUUGCAGUUACCCAAUAGGUUCUACUACACCAAAUCAGAACCAGUUUGGACAGUGCGGUUUUCGUAGGGAGCCUUCAGUGUAGAUCGAGAGAUAUCUGCAGGCUGUGAUUGGAGGGUAUUCUGGUUCUUGGACAGCGACCCGCCUUCAUUGGUCAUCUCUGUGUUGUGUAUGAAGACAGUGAAAGAAGCCAACAUCUGGCACCAUUAUCACCAGGCUUCUCAUCUCAUCUUGCCAUUAAAAAACCCAUUAACCACUGAAAUAUGAAAUCUGACCUUAAUGCCAACAAAAUGGAACCAAUCUUUACUCUAUUUCGUCAUGGGUUUACCAUGGAAAUGGGCUUCAUUGAUUAUCCAGGUGAUUAGGUUAAUAUCUCAUUGGAGGGUUGGAUGGAAGGGGUAGUGUUGUCGGUUGUGUCAAGGAGAACUGCACGAUGUGACUCGCAGCUCCUGGAUGAUCUUCCUGGAUAGGGAGUUUGACCACCCAAACAUUCCCACCCUAAACAGAAGCUGUGUCCAUCUGUUCUGCUUACAAGGAAAAGUGAGACAGACAUUAUUUUUAUCUCAAAACACUGAGAAGCCACAGACUCAUUUUAUCCCAUUGGCUACAGUCUGCCUAGGCAGGGAGUACUUUCUUUGUUUGUUGUUUGUUAUUCUAUGACAGCCCUUUUAAAUCAAUGACUGAUAUUAUGAGCAUCAUCAGGGUUGAACAACAUUAAAUCAACCAAGUCACUAAGCCUGAGUAUAUGACCAUGUGACCAAUGUUCCAACCAGCCUAGGUUGCUGGGGACCAAUUCUCAACCAGAAUCCCCACCAGGAGUACAAAACAUCCAAGCAUACACACAAAAAGCAGACCAGCUCUGACUUUCCGGUCUUGCCACAGACUUGCUCUCCUCCCAUUGCAGUCACUAAGAUGGUGUGUGCUGAUUCUGUAGCCCAUGUGCAUGAUGUAGCACAGUUACAUUCUCUUCGGCAAUUACUCAGGGUAUAAUGGAUGACCAGACAUCUUUUGACAUUCUAGACCAUGAGACCACAGAUGCAGGUGACGAGGAGCAUGAAAUCAGCUGGCCAAGUUCUGUAUCCUCUGUUAGUUCAUUGAUUGAUGACCAGACAUGUUCUGAAACUCCAGACUGUGGGAACCCAGAUACAGUUGAAGUGAGAGAUGAAAUCAGUUGGCCAAGUUCUGUGUCCUCUGUUAGUUCAUUGAUUGAUGACCAGAUAUGUUCUGAAACUCCAGACUGUGGGAACCCAGAUACAGUUGAAGUGAGAGAUGAAAUCAGUUGGCCAAGUUCUGUGUCCUCUGUUAGUUCAUUGAUUGAUGACCAGAUAUGUUCUGAAACUCCAGACUGUGGGAACCCAGAUACAGUUGAAGUGAGAGAUGAAAUCAGCUGGCAAAGUUCUGUGUCCUCUGUUAGUUCAUUGAUUGAUGACCAGAUACGUUCUGAAACUCCAGACUGUGGGAACCCAGAUACAGUUGAAGUGAGAAGUGAAAUCAGCUGGCCAAGUUAUGUGUCCUCUGUUAGUUCAUUGAUUGAUGACCAGAUAUGUUCUGAAACUCCAGACUGUGGGAACCCAGAUACAGUUGAAGUGAGAGGUGAAAUCAGUUGGCCAAGUCUUGUAUCCUCUCCAGACUGUGGGAACCCAUUUAAGCCAGGUGAGGAAGGGGAUGGACACGGAAAUGAAAAUCAAAGGAAACCUGCAGAUCCAGAAAGGACAGACCCCAAGACUCUUGCAGAAACAUCUCUAACAGGAUUCACCAGCAGAAGCAGGGAUCCAGACAGAACUCACCCAAAGGGAGUUGUACUUGACAAUAAUUCAGAUAGUGGAAUUGAAGAUAGCAGAGAUGGAGAAUCAAGACAAAACAGAUAUAAUUUGCAGCUGGAUCCAGACAUUACUGUCCCAAAAUUGGUUAUCCAAGUUGAUGAAUUAAAUCAUAAUAUUGCCAUCAGCCGACAUUUGACUUUAAGAAAGAAUUCUUGUGAUGCAGGCUUGACAAAUGUCCCUGGGCGAGGUUCAUCAACAGAAAGCAGCCAGUGUGACCAGAACCCAUUUAAGCCAGGUGAGGAAGGGGAUGGACACGGAAAUGAAAAUCAAAGGAAACCUGCAGAUCCAGAAAGGACAGACCCCAAGACUCUUGCAGAAACAUCUCUAACAGGAUUCACCAGCAGAAGCAGGGAUCCAGACAGAACUCACCCAAAGGGAGUUGUACUUGACAAUAAUUCAGAUAGUGGAAUUGAAGAUAGCAGAGAUGGAGAAUCAAGACAAAACAGAUAUAAUUUGCAGCUGGAUCCAGACAUUACUGUCCCAAAAUUGGUUAUCCAAGUUGAUGAAUUAAAUCAUAAUAUUGCCAUCAGCCGACAUUUGACUUUAAGAAAGGAUUCUUGUGAUGCAGGCUUGACAAAUGUCCCUGGUCUGGAUUCAUCAACAGAGAGCAGCCAGUGUGACCAGAACACAUUUAAGCCAUGUGAGGAAGAGGAUGGACACAGAAAUGAAAAUCAAAGGAAACCUGCAGAUCCAGAAAGGACAGACCCCAAGACUCUUGCAGAAACAUCUCUAACAGGAUUCACCAGCAGAAGCAGGGAUCCAGACAGAACUCACCCAAAGGGAGUUGUACAUGACAAUAAUUCAGAUAGUGGAAUUGAAGAUAGCAGAGAUGGAGAAUCAAGACAAAACAGAUAUAAUUUGCAGCAGGAUCCAGACAAUACUGUCCCAAAAGUGGUAAUUCAAGCUGAUGAAUUGAAUCACAAUAUUGCCACCAGCCAACAUUUGACAUUAAAAAAAGACCCUAAAGUUGCAGAACAAGACCACACUUAUUCUAAGACAAUCAUAUCAGUCAAAGAUUUUGACAGUGGACUUGAAGACAGUUUACAAAGACAACAUGUUUACCUUAACAAUCCAGAUGAAACACAUCCAAAAGUAGUCACUGGUGACUGUGACUCAGAAUCAAUGAGUGAAGUAAAUACAUCUGAAAAGGAAACAAUUGAGCCCCACAGAACUUCAGCCAAACAGGACCAGACAUGGGUUGAUGGCCUAACAACAGAAAAGACCACUGGUUCAUUUAUAUACAAUUACCUUAUUGACCAACCUGUGUCAUAUGGUCUAGAAGCCAACAGAUGCUCUUACAUCAAUACGUUCAAAGGGGAAGACAGAGAAAUAUUAAAACAGAAUGAAAAUUGUUUGCAGGAUCCUGACAAUACCCGUCCAAAAUCAGUUAUACCAGUGCAACACGACAAUGAGAAUUGUCAAUGUUUAAUUCCUGUGUGUACUGAUCCAAAGGAAACAAUUCCUAAGGCAGCCAUACAGGACCUAUUAUCAGAAGGAGAAAGUGAUUCUGAAGAUAUUGCCUGUACAACAGAGUCUCUCUCCCCUGUUUUACCACAACCAGACCCAUCUACAAUCACAUCUGGUCAUUCAGCAACUGAUAGUGGUAUCACCACAUACACUGUCUUAAACAUGACAGACAGAAUAGUGGAAAUGUGUAGCUUACAUAGACAGGCUUAUGAAAGCAGAAAUACAAGAUGCAAUGAUAAGCAUGCACUUGAACAAACUGAGGAUCUUCUUCAGAAUCUGCAGAAAACACUACCAUCCUUAAGCCACAGAUACUUGUCAACAAUGCUGAAAAACCUUGCGCUGAGUGACACAAUAGAAGCAGCACUACCAUCCUCAAGCCUCAGAUACUUGUCAACAAUCUUGAAAAACCUCACGCUGGCUGACACAAUAGAAGCAUUUGAUCUCAGACAACGCAUGCAAUUGCUGACUGAAGCAAUUGGUUCUGAGUUUGGUAGAAACACUGUCCAGGGGUCACACAGAAGAGGGCUGGGUACAGAAGAAGGAAGACCAGAUGUUGCUGAAGACAGCAGGCCUGGUGUUGCGGAAACACCGGUGCCAUCUCGCUCCCAAAAUGAUGAAGGCUACAUUCUGGAUAUGAAGCAAGUUUCUGACCGAGACUCUGCAACCCACAGAAGUUACUUUGAUGAGAAAGAAAAUGAUGUGCAUCUAUUAAAUCCAGACAUCAAAACAGGAUCUCAGGGCAAGUCCUGGUUUGAUGCUGAGAAUGACAUUCCAAGCAUGAAUGAUUUAUCUGGAAAGGCCAAAGAUGUAGCUGAUAAGAGUAAGACUAAAUAUGUUUCUGAAAAACUAUCGCGAGAAACUGAUCCAUCAAAUGUUAUUACUACAGAAGGACCAGACAGCAAGCUUGAUCCUAGUGUUGACUCCAACAAAGGCAGAAUCAGAGAACUAAAACAUCCAUAUGAGUCUGCACCUGCUCAACAACCACACAGCCAAUCGUUAGAGCAAGAAUCAAUUCAAUCACACAACCAAGGUCAAAACACCUCGCCUUUGCCACAAACACAAGGUAGGCCUGAUCUUUCCUUUGGUAAAGAGCUACUGCAGUUAGAUGGUUCUGAUGCAACACUUGGUAGGGAACAAACCGCAGAUGUGCCUGGUCCGCCCCAAGAACAAGACACAGUUUACCAAAGGUACAGUUUACCUGCAAAACUACAAGACUACUACUACGAGAGAUCAACAGCUGAAGAAAUGUCAGAAUCUGAACAAACUGGAGAUGACACACAUCCUCAGCACAGUGAUCAAGAAUUCACACAUCCACAUGGCCAUGACAGUUACCAAAUACCCACAAAACUACAAGAACAUGAUGCUUCAGAAAGGUCUUUGGAUGACAGUUACCAAAUACCCACAAAACUACAAGAACAUGAUGCUUCAGAAAGGUCUUUGGAUGACAGUUACCAAAUACCCACAAAACUACAAGAACAUGAUGCUUCAGAAAGGUCUUUGGAUGACAGUUACCAAAUACCCACAAAACUACAAGAACAUGAUCCUUUAGAAAGGUCUUUGGAUUCUGGUCAUGAAGAAAUCACAGAUAUACCACAAAUACCCUCAGUAAGUGCACCCAUGCCAUACUUCUGGGAAGAUCUCUUCACUAAUCUGACAGACAAAGUCAGUCAACAGCAUGGCUCCUCUCAGUCUACUCAACUUGAUCCUCCUGUACAACCAUCAACUGAAGUUGAAUCUGACCUACCAAGAACAAAUAUGUCUGAACCAGUAAAUUUCAAAGAACUCUUCUCAGGGGUACCUGCCAUAGACCAUGCACAAGAUUCACGUAGGGCCCAAAGUUACCCUGCUGACGUGCCAACGCCUGACAAUCCAUUCUAUAAUGCUGCAGAUCUUUCAGGGCACACUGAUGCCUCUGGACCAGGACCAGGAACAGGUGAUGAUGCAUCAUCGAAGAGCAAAGACUUCAAACAACACCAUAAGGAAGAACUAAAAACAACUAAAAUAAUUUAUAAUGAUCUUGAGAUAUCAGAAGUCAGAGGUACACAAAGAUAUAUUAAUGAAGAACCUCAAGACCGUACACACAGGCAACGAUACAAUGAAGGACUGUCAUGGGACCCAGAAAGACAGGACAUUUUAGACAACAGAUCAGUCUCAGGGUCCAACAGAGACACUACAAGGAACUAUCAAUUUGAAGUUUAUUUAAGGGAUGGAAAGGACUUGAUACAAGAAUCCAAACUAAGAACAUUUGUGAUUCCUGCCUCCAUUGAAGAAGUGUCACAUGGAGGUGAGGAAGAAGGAGGCAAGGAAGAUGAAGAUGAGGGGGACAUCGAGGAGAAGGUGAAACAGAAUGAGGAACUCUAGAGGACAAUUCGGUGUCCUCUUCAAGACACGUUCAUCCUCAUCUCCUCUGACAUUGGUCAUAGCUGCCGUGAGGAUCUGUGAACCGUGACACUGUGAACCAGGAGGAUAUAGUUGAGUCAGUCACAGCUUGUGGAACUGGAGACACCAGGUGUCUCAAACUUAUUGAAUACCUUGGGUGAGUGAACAACAUGGUGCUCAAACAAUCUGGCCAUAAAUGCUUGGACUUCCAAACAGACUCUCAAAAAUCAACUUAUAGAGGCUGCUUACCCUGUCUUAGAAAUCUUAUUUCAUUUAUUGAUGUGAACAUUGGCUAUCGCAAUCCUUCCUCCUUAUAUUCAUUCGAUUCAGACAUGGUAGAGAUACAAACAAUAUUUUAUGACUAUAUUUUAGAUAACAACCUGACUCCAGCAAUAUCCCAGUGGCUGGGGGGAGACACCAGAAAUGGGCUUCACACAUUGUACUCAUGUGGGGAAUCGAACCUGUGUCUUUGGCGUGACGAGUGAACGCUUUAACCACAGGGUACCCUAUCGCACUUGAAGUCUUUAAGUUGUCACAAUACAUCAAAGUACUGAUGUAUUGAAAAAUAAGGUGUCACAAUAUGUUCUGCAGUACUUUUCACAUGUAUUAAUAUUUGGCAAUACUUCUACAGCUAAUUAUAUAUCUUCUAUGUCUUAAUGAAAAAACUUCAUUUGUUCCAGGGUAGAACUUGUCCCCAGCAAUCCAUGCGUGUCAUAAGAGGCGGCCCAACAGAUCAGGUGGUCAGGCUCGCUGACUUGGUUGAUUGAAUGUCAUCGUACCCCAUCAGUGUGGAUUGAUGCUCGUGAUGUCAAUCACUGGAUUGUCUGGUCCAGACUUCAUUAGUACAGGUGGCUGUCAUAUAGCUGGAAUAUUGCUGAGUGUGACGUUAAUCAACUAACACACACACAAACACACUGUUAUUUCACUUGUGUGAGAUAUCAACAACAAAACUUCUGAUGAAUAAUCAGUAAAAUUUCAUAAAUAUAUAUAUACAGAGGUAUCUCUCAAAACUGGACGGUCAUCACAGGACCACAAUUUUAGUACCAAAAGCUUAUACAUUCAGUAAAGCAUUACUUGGAAUUGUUUUGAAGCCAUAUUUGAUUUAAAUGAUUGUAAUGAGCAAAUGAUACUGAUAUUGUGGACAAAUAUUUUUUUAACAUUUGACAUUUUUUGAAGAUUAAGUCAUUUUGGCGGCCAUCUUGGAUUCAGUAAAAUUUCAUAAAUAUAUAUAUACAGAGGUAUCUCUCAAAACUGGACGGUCAUCACAGGACCACAAUCAAGGUCCCAAAUUUACUACAUUAAUUAGGAGAUAAACAUACUGUGCUAUCAAUUAGAUUUAACCGCACUAAACUGAAUUUGGCAUAGAGCAUGCAGCAUGAGAUUUCAAAUAUUAAUUUAACAUGGUCGGAAUCAAAAUAGCGCUGUAUAUGCUCAAUCAGUUUGUUGACACUGUAAUACUUCACUCGAACAUAUGACAGGUAUUGAAAGCAUAUAAGCAUGGCACCUUGGUAAGCUACCAAGUUGCCAUGCUUAUGUGAUUUCAAUGCCUGUCAUAUGUUCGAGUGAAGUAUUAUGUUGUAAACAACAGAUUGAGAAUAUAGAGCACCAUAUUUUGUUUGAAGACUGUUGUCAGUGAUUCCCUACUUCAGAUCAACAGCCCACUCAAAACACUGGACUCAACCCAGGCCGCUUCACUCAAUAUAUUUGCAAACACCAAAGAGUUCAUGUUAUAUUUAGUCAGGGUAGAAGGGAGAAAAACAUAGUGUUUUCAAAGUAGAGCCAGGUUACCUGUAGAUUUAACUGCGCUAAAUUCAACAUUUGAAACCUCAAGCUAAGCGUUCUGUUCCAAAUUCAUUUUAGCGCGGUUAAAUCUACAGGCAACCUAGCAGUACUUUGAAAACACUGUAUGUUUAUCUCCUGAUUGACUGUUUUCUGAUGUUGAUGUUUCGAAUUGUAUAUACAAUCUCAUUAAAAUCAGAUAUUAGUUCUCACUACAAGAUCUGAGGACAUCCCAUUACAGGUCAUGUCAGAACGACCUUCAGUGAACUUUGACCAACCAAUGAAAUGACUAACAAAAAGUCAACAUUAGCCAAUCAGAAAGCAGCUUUCUUGAGCAAUAUAGAACUAGUUUCAAACUGUCGAAUCCCCUUCUAGACUAUGCUUGAUAUAAACUUUGACACAGAUCUCUAUUUAAAAUUUGAAAACCAUACAAAAGAAUAUUUUGGAAUGUCAAACAGGUAGCAAGGCUUGUAUGGCAGUAUUUCCCACGGUCUAUGCUUUCAUUCAAAUGUUUAUCCCACACAACGACCGUCAGUCGGUGAUUUUGAAAACAAUCAGUUGUAAAGCCCUUAGCUGUCAUACAGAACACCCAGUGUUAACCUUUUUGAGGUUGCAUGAUCUAAACACAUUUCAACUGUCGCUUUCCGGAUCUGGUAAGGGACACUCUGAUUGGUCAGACAAAAAGUCAUUCUGACGAGACCCGUAAUGGGAUGUCCUCAGAUCUUUUAUUAGCGGUAGCGAGAACUAAGAUCUGAUUAUAAUGAGACAAUCUAAUGCUUCAGUUCCAUGUAAAUAAAUUUGUACACAUUGUUCAA
This is a messenger RNA of Haliotis rufescens (red abalone), 9017 nucleotides long. RefSeq lists its product as uncharacterized. Bases 1744 to 6405 code for a protein of 1553 amino acids. The transcript is spliced from 3 exons. NCBI's taxonomy places the organism in Eukaryota, Metazoa, Mollusca, Gastropoda, Lepetellida, Haliotidae. The record is from RefSeq and is a predicted model, not a curated record.